Messenger RNA from Drosophila ficusphila, 4532 nucleotides. RefSeq names its product protein nutcracker. Gene Ontology annotation, biological process: autophagy of mitochondrion; positive regulation of autophagy of mitochondrion; actin cytoskeleton organization. The coding region runs from base 718 to 3741 and encodes 1007 amino acids. NCBI's taxonomy places the organism in Eukaryota, Metazoa, Arthropoda, Insecta, Diptera, Drosophilidae. The transcript has 12 exons. Gene Ontology annotation, molecular function: protein kinase binding; actin binding. The record is from RefSeq and is a predicted model, not a curated record.
AGUUUUUGGAGCCAGUUUUUUUUCUCCGAUCGGCAAAACGACAAGGCGGCGCGCGGAAAGUUGGAUCCCGAAACCGCUAACAACUGAAUACAAUAAAUACCGCCGUGCAAAAAAAACAGAAACUAAGGCAUUUUGGUUCUCUCUUUUUCACGCUCUUAAAGCCGCUCUUGUUGUGGUGAAAAAAACGUCGACGCCAUCGCGAAGAGAACAACACAAAAAACAUAAACAAAUUCGGAUCAACGACGAUAUUAGUUUCAAUUUAGUUUAAUUUCACGGUGAAGAGGAAAAGAUAAUUUAAAAACCUCUGUUUUUGUUUCAUUCGCCGCCUUUUUCGUUGUUUUUGUUGUUUUUGCGGCGCGUCGCUUGACGUUUCUUGAUUGUGUGCUUGCGUGUAAGUGUGAGUACGUGCCUCUGUGUGCGUGCGUUAGUUUGAUUUAAAUAAAUUAUUAGUAAAAUUAGAAAAGCGAAAGAAAACGUCAGAAAAAAGAAAAAACGCAAUACAAAUAAAAUUGAAUAAAAAAUCAACAAGUCAAUUAGGGCGCCGAAACAAAAGUGAAACCCUUGAAAAGUGACACAAGAAAAGUGAAGUGCGGGUGAGCGAAGAGAAAAACAAGGAAAACCACGCACACGGGCGUGUUAACCACCAAUUAGCCGAACCGCACCACCAACGUCACGUGACAAUGAAGGAGUAAAGUAGGCGUCUCGUGCCCCACAAUCAUGUCGCUGCGGAGCAACAAGUUGCAGAGCCAACAGUCGACGGCCAGCAACGGCAGCAACAGCAGCAACAACAGCAACAGCGGCGGCAACAGCAGCGCGCCGCUGCAACAUCCGCCGAUGGCCUACCAGCAACAGCAGCAGCAGUUGCUGCAACAGCUGCAGCAGCAGCAGAAGUUCCAGGCGCAGCAGCGGGGCAACACCAGCCGCAACAACCUGGCCACCUUGGUGGCGGCCAUCAAUGGCCACGAUGGCCAAAACUCACCUGUCAGCGGUGGCUACCAAUUGUCGCCUGCCGCGGCUUCUAGGGUGGCCCAUGCCCCGCCCCACUCGCCUCUUGGUCCACCCUCCUACUCCGCCGCCACCGCGCAGUCCGCAUUCACAUACUACGGCCAGCAUCAGCCACAUCAGCUGCAAUUAAGCCACAAUUACCAGCAGCAGCAGCAACAGCAACAGCAGCAAUUGCAGUUGCAACAGCAGCAGCAACAGCAACAGCAGCAACUUCCACCGCCCGAUCUCACCGAUGGCAUCGAUCAUCCCUCCGCCCAGGCUGCCACGCCCCCCGACUCACCGAACGCCCAGUCGGGCGGACAAUCGGAGCUGGAGCAACAGCUCUGCGUGGUGGCCAAGAUGCAGAAGUCGGUGACCAUAACUGUCACUCCGCAGCGCAGCAACUCGAUGGACUUCCUCAACUUCGAGGAGAAGCGCCAGCUGAUCGCCUCGUCCUUGUCCUUGUCGGAUAUACUGCACAGCAGCAACGCCCAGCAGCAGCAGCAGGCGGUCAAGGAUGGCCUGGCCCUGAAUGGGGGGCAGUGCGCUAAGAAACAGAAUGGAGCUGCCAUACGCACAAAUAGUUUGGGAUCCGGAACCAGGACUCCGCCCUUGGAAAGAAAGAGCAAGUUGAGUGCCCUGGGAAGGUUCUUCAAGCCCUGGAAAUGGAGGCGGAAAAAGAAGAGCGAGAAGUUCGAGGCGGCCUCCAAAUCUCUGGAGCGAAAGAUUUCUGUGCGUGCCAAUCGUGAAGAGCUAGUGCAAAAGGGGAUUCUUAUGCCAGAGAGUCCCCUGGGCAAUAUUCCAGAACCAGGCGAGGAGUCGUAUUACAACAGCAGCAACAGUGGGGCCACCGCCAACGGCUCGCUGCUCAACUCAGCCGUCCACAACAAUUCCAUGAGCCAGGCCAACAAUUCCAUAAACGCCACCACCUACGGCACCGCCGGCAACCCGCUCAUCUCCGCCAGCCAGGGACUCCCCAACUCGAUCUCCGUGCAGCAGUUCAACGGACAGAACCCCCAGAAUUCCAUGGCCAAUGGCCUCGUGGGUGGCGGAGUAGGUGGCGGCGGCGACGGCUCCUCGGAUACGUCCUCGUUGAGCGGCGGAGUCCCGCACUCGCAGUCGGCGCCCCAGCAACUGGGCGUGGGUCAGCCCCCUCCACCGCUCACCCCCCUCGCCCAGCACCACCAGGCGUUGGCCCAGCAGCUGCAGCAGCGAUUCGCCAUCAGCAACAAUAACGAACCAAGAAAAGACAAGACUGAUGCACAACAACAACACGGAGGCAAUGGCACAAUAUCCACGCCCAAUAUCGAGCAGCCCACCUGCCAGGGCUCGAUGCUCCCGCCCCCAGGGGGCGGUGGCCUCCACCAGGCGGACGGGAGUGGCAAGAUGGAGCGCCCGAACACGCUCGCCGGCGCCAAUAAGCUGACCCGUCGCGGGGUCAACAUUUGCUACCACAACGAGCACAUGUAUGGCGAGGAUGGGAAAAUGGUGGGUGGUCCGCCGGGCAGCACCCCGCCCCCUUAUCCGGGCGGCAAGCUGCCGCCGGGCGUGAUGCUCAGCGAGCUGCCGGAGCCGCCGAUUCCGCUCUCGGAGAUCGGACCGAUCCCACCGCCCCCGAUGUUCUCCACACCGAGUCCCACGCUCAUCGCAGGACGACCGCACGGGCCAGGCGCCGUCAACGAUCAGGACUACCAGCAGGACUACGACUACGAUGAUCACGAUCCGGAUCAGGAUGAGCUCGACUCGGACGACGAGUAUGCUCCGUACGGUGGCAACCAUGUGCGCAUGAUGGACACGCAGCGCGUCGAGGAAAUUCCAGCCAAAGAGCCCAAACCAAAUGCAGUUCCUCUCAAGUCGGCGCUGAAGAAGAAGGGCGGCAUCCAGCCGGCCUCCGCCUCCACGCCGGUCACGCCCACCCAGGAGCACGGAGCGGGCAGCGCGGCCACGGCGGCGGCCAUGGCAAACAGUAACGGCGGCAUCGGCUCAAUGGCGGCAGCCGCCGCAGCAGCGGCCCAGCAGUCCGCCAGCCAGCGGCCCCUGGUCGUUCGCCAGGAUGCAGCGGGCAACAACUAUUCGCUCAAGCCAAUACUACGACCACGGAUUAGACUAUGCAGGCAGCAAAUGUUCAACAUCCAGUUGCCGUGCACCGUGGAGAACAAGGAGAACGCCCGGCCCUUUGUGAUACGCGAGAGCAGCAGCGACAGCGACGAGAGCGAUGGCCACAUCGUCUACCGGGACGAGGACAACGACAACACGCGGCUGGCCAAGUUGGCCCGCAAGGAGUCGCUCUCGCUGAAGCUGCAGCUCCGGCCGGACAAGCAGGACCUGAUCAACCGCAACAUCCUGCACCAGGUCAACGACAACGAGCUCAAGGAGUCCAAGGAGGCGAUCGGGGCCCGUCUCAUCCGCCGGCUGUCCAUGCGGCCCACGGCCGAGGAGCUCGUCGAGCGCAACAUCUUGAAAACUCAAUCACCCGCCGAGGAGAAAAAGCAGAAGGAGGAGAAGAAGUCGUAUUUGCUGCGCAAACUCAGCUUUCGGCCGACCGUCGAGGAGCUCAAGGAAAAGAAGAUCAUCCGGUUCAACGACUACAUCGAGGUCACCCAGGCCCACGAUUACGACAGACGGGCGGACAAGCCGUGGACAAGACUGACGCCGAAGGACAAGGCCGCCAUUCGCAAGGAGUUGAACGAGUUUAAGUCCUCCGAAAUGGCCGUCCACGAGGGCAGUCGGCAUUUGACGAGAUUCCAUAGGCCAUGACGAUUGCAAUGGCAGCAACUUUCCAACAAAUUACAACAACAACCCAAGCAACAAUUGUAUUUUAUGCAGCAUCAAAUUGUCAACAAAUGUUUAAAAGCAAAAAAUUAAGCCAACAAAAAGAAAGAAAUACUUUCAGCCCCAAAAAAACCGGCAAAGAAAUGCAAAUAAAAUAAAACGAAAAAAUACACAAAAAAAAAAGAGGAAGGAAACGUGAGAAAGCGAGGAAAUGAAAAAGGCCACAUUCAAAAACAUAAUUGAUAAUUUUAGGUUUCUGUUGAUCAUAGCGAGAGUGCCGCUCGGUUUUCUAAUUUUAAGUUCUUUAUGUUUCACUUUCUUUAUUUGUUAAUUGUGUGUAAAUAAAAUUCCUUUGAUAUCCAAGCCAAUUUCACAACGUAAAUCAAAAUAUCAAUUCGUCUUUUGUAGAAAUGUUAAGUCGCUUUUUGAGUCAAGGCAAUUAUGUAUUAUAUUAUAUAAAAUUAAACGAGGAGAAACACUAAAUGAUAUUCGAUUAAAUAAUUACAUUAAAGCAAAUAAACGGCUGAGAAAAAUUCAUUAAAGCUUAGGCAUUAAUUUACAUCUACUGUUGCUUUCCAUACAUUUUUAAUUUUUGAAUUAAGCCAACUAAACAACACAAAAUUCUAAACGAAAAAUUAUGUUUUACAUUUAUAAUUACUUUAUUGUAAAAAGCUUAAACGUAAACAAAACAACACAUUAAACUUAGAGCUACCACAUAUACGAUAAUACGGAAUAAUAAAUUCUAAUUUUUCGAAAGACAUGUUUACGAAAGAUAA